AUGCCGGGCGACGGCUCCACCAUAAAGAAACGCAUCCGGAAGCUGCUGCGUUCUCCGUCAGUCAGACUCAAUAACCCCGGGAAGAAAUGUCUGACCGCGAAGGUGACUCUGGAGAAGGUCCUGGGUAUCACAGCAGCGGGACACAGCGGCCUGGCGUGCGAUCCCCACUCUGGCCUGGUAGCCUACCCUGCAGGCUGCGUCGUAGUCUUGCUGAAUCCCAAGAAGAACAGACAACAGCACCUCAUAAACACGUCAAGGAAGUCGAUCACGGCCCUCGCCUUCUCCCCUGAUGGGAAGCACUUAGUCACAGGAGAGAGCGGCCAUCUCCCGGCCGUCAGGUUAUGGGAUGUGUCGGAGCGCAGGCAGGUCGCGGAGCUGCAGAAACACAACUAUGGCGUCUCCUGCGUGGCCUUCUCCCCCAACAGCAAGUACAUCGUCAGCGUGGGAACUCAGCACGACAUGACCAUCAGCGUCUGGGCCUGGAAGAAGGACGUGGUGGUGGCGGUGAACAAGGUGUCCAGCAAGGUGACGGCGGUGUCGUUCUCAGAGGACAGCUCCUACUUCGUGACCGCGGGAGUCCGACACAUCAAGUUCUGGUACCUGGACCCCUGCAAGCCCACCAAGGCGCUCUCCGCCGUCCCCCUGUUAGGACGCUCCGGCCUGCUGGGCGAGUUGAGGAACACCUCCUUCUGCGACGUGGCGUGUGGGCGGGGCUCCAGCGCCGGCUCCACCUUCUGCGUGUCCUCCAGCGGCCUGCUGUGUGAGUUCAACGGCCGCAGGACCCUGGACAAGUGGGUGGACCUCCGGACGGGCGCCGCCCAGUCCCUGUCGCUGUCCGACGGCAUCGUCUUCUGUGGCGGCGCCGACGGGACCGUGCGCUGCUUCAGCCCCGCGGACCUCAGCUUCCUGGGCACGCUGCCCAGGCCACACCCCCUGGGCUCCCACGUCGGCGCCAGCAGCCCCCUCCCCAACGCCCCCGCCGCCGCCGCCGCCGCCCCCGCCCGCUACCCGGACACCGUGGCGGUGACCUACGACCCCGCCAGCCGCUGGCUGAGCUGCGUGUACGCCGACCACAGCGUGUACGUGUGGGACGUGCGUGACGUGCGCCGCGCGGCCACCGUGCACCGGGCGCUCUACCACGCCGCCGGCGUCUGGGACCUGCAGGAUCUGAUGAGUGUGAUCUACACGGAUGAGAGCGCAGCCCCAACCACAACCCCCACCACCGCCAGCCCCACCACCGCCAGCCCCAGCCCCCUGCUGGAGGCAGACGGUACUGCGGGCGAUGGGGCGACCGGGGAGAACAGGGCCGGGAUCAGGAGCAUCUGCGUCAGUCCGGACGGGAAUCACCUGGCCUCUGGGGACCGGAACGGCAGGCUGAGGGUUCACGACCUCGGCAGUAUGAAGGAGAUUCUGAAAGUAGACGCCCACGACGGAGAGAUUCUGUGUCUGGAGUACUCCCAACAAGAUACAGGUCUGGAGCUCCUCGCCUCGGCCGGCAGGGACCGGCUCAUCCACGUGUUCGACGCGGGGAACGCCUACCGCCGGCUGCAGACGCUGGACGAGCACUCGUCCUCUAUCACCGCCGUGCGCUUCGCCGCCAAAGAAAACAGCGUGAGGUUAAUCAGCUGUGGGGCGGACAAGAGCAUCUACUUCCGCACGGCACACACGACGCACUCAGGGACAGAGUUCAGGCGAUCCCACCAUGUCUCGGGGAAGACCACCCUCUACGACAUGGGAGUGGACCCCACCUGCAAGUACGCUGCAGUGGGCUGCCAGGACCGGGCCAUCAGGAUCUUCAACAUCAGCACUGGGAAGCAGAAGAAGCUGUACAAAGGCUCAGUGAGUGAAGACGGGAGUCUGCUCAAGGUCCAAAUGGAUCCAUCUGGUCUCUACUUGGCCACCAGCUGCUCAGACAAGAACAUCAGCAUCUUUGACUUCCACACAGGAGAGUGUGUAGCCAACAUGUUUGGGCACUCAGAGGUCGUCACGGGGAUGAAGUUUACCAACGACUGCACACACCUGAUCUCGGUCUCCGGGGACAGCUGUAUCUUCGUAUGGAGGCUGGCUGCUGAGCUCACCAUGAACAUGAGAGAGAGACUCUGCCAGCUGAGGACCUCACCAGGGGGGAGCCCCUCCAGCGCGGGGGGGGGCUACGGCGCUCCCGCCCAGGUGGGCCUCUCCUCCGACAGCGACCACGAACACGAGGAGGAGGAGCCUGAGGCCGAACCCGACCGACCCGACGACGGUGACUCCCUCAGCAGCACCUCAACAACAACCGACAACGCCAGCAGCAAUGGAGGGGAGGAAGCAGGUGCUGCCGUGGUCCGGGUGGCGCCGUGCAGCCCUGUGUCCCCGGAUGCCGCCCACCGUCCCCGCCGACGGUGGUCCUACAGGUACAGGAUGGGCUCCCUGCAGCCCAUGGUGCGGUCCCUGCUGGACCUGAGGCAGCUGGACAGCUUCUCCUCCAUCGGGAGCCCCGAGCCGGCCCCCCGGACCCCCGCCAGCACCCUGGACCUGAGGGUGGCGCCGUCAGAGGGGAGUGUGACGAAGCAGCGGCCGUGGCCCCACCAGGACUGGCUGUUCUUCGGCUCUCCGAAAGGCUCCAAGGGAACCGACGGAGGUUCCCCGCGCUCCACAGAGAACCACAGCAGUCCGCAGGGCAGCGCCCCUCCUCUGAAUGGCCGUCCCGUCUGGAUGCAGGACUCCCGGACGGGGCAGGACGUCCGGAGCGCUGACAGCCCCGUCUCCCUGGGUUACGGCAGCAGAGUCUCCAGCCCGGACCCCCUCAGCCCCCACGAUUCUGCCAGUGUGACGUCCAUUGGUGCAGACAGCUCAGACGAGGAGCGCUCGGAUCGCGGGGAGGAGGAGGGGGAGCGCCAGCGGGGUUUCCUCAAGCAGAACUUUGAGUCGCUGGGAGACACCAGCAACAUCGCUGAUCUCGGUGGAACCCACGGACCCAGCAUUUCUUCUUGCUUCCGGGGCAACAGAAACAGGAGUGCCCCUCUGUUUGCUAAGAGCCGGGACGGCUCCGUGGCAGGGAUGGGGGGUCCCACUUCGCAGCCCCCCGUGUCUAAAGUCCGGCCGAUGCUGGAGGGGGUGGCCGACAACCAGAAGACCCCCAGGAUGGAAGGGACAAGCGGGCCAGAUGUGGGGCCUUCAGAAAGGGCCCCCCAGCAGGACUCGGGGGCCCAAAGGAAGAGUGGCCCUUGGAGAUUGCAACAAUGGAGGCCUUCCGGUCCCCCCCCGAAGGCCGCACCCCUGGCCGAGGUCCACGCCGCUUCACAGAACCCCUCUCCCGUCCAGAACCCGGCCUCACACCGGCCUCUCUCCCCUGCGCACUCUAGUGGCGCAGUGGCGCAACUGCAGCCCCGACCGCAGCAUCUCUCGGUGGACCCGGGCUCUCACGGAUCUCCCUCCCCGCUUCCCUCCCCCUCGCGCGGCUCGGCGCCCCCCUCCCCCUUGCCCUGGGCGAGCCCCCGGACCAAGGCCCGGCGCUCCUACAUGAGCCCCACCACCUCCUCCUCGUCCAAACGCAGCCACGCCUCCUCCUCCGCUCGGAGUGCGGAACGACGGGGCUCCCUGGACGCGGAGCCGCGCCCCUCGAAGAUCCCCCUGCCCCGACGCACCCAGAGCCUGCUGCUGACCCUCGGCCUCCGCCCGGAGCCGAAGACGCCCGCGCUGCCUCGGCCUCGUGCCUCUACCCCAGUGCCCUUGGGCGCGGACCUCCCCGCCAGCAGGCCAGAACACUCUGUCACCUUGGAAACCUGUAUUCAGGCGGUGGGUGAACUCCACAACAGUCUCAAGAGGACGGUCACACUCUACAGCCUGACUCUGAGCGGGGGCUGUGAUGCCGCUGACGACCAGGAGGAGAUGAGGAAGGUGCUGUCGGAGGCCCUGGGCGCGGUGAGGGCCCAGCUGGACCCUCUGCCCUGCGGCGGGGGGGCCCCUGAUGGGCCCCUGGGCCCCCGGGGUGGGGGGGACCGGGCCGCCCUGGCCCUGCUGGAGCAGUACUCUGAGCUGCUGCUGAGGUCCGUGGAGAAGAGGCUGGAUGGGAAGACCUAGGGUGCCGCACAUUGGGUGUGUAGUGUGCACCCACACACACACACACAUGCACAACCAUGCAUGCACGCGCAUACACAC
Gadus chalcogrammus (walleye pollock) is the source of this 4140-nucleotide messenger RNA. Its product is annotated as mitogen-activated protein kinase-binding protein 1-like. The record is from RefSeq and is a predicted model, not a curated record. Gene Ontology annotation, molecular function: protein binding. The transcript has 31 exons. Lineage: Eukaryota; Metazoa; Chordata; Actinopteri; Gadiformes; Gadidae. Bases 1 to 4062 code for a protein of 1353 amino acids.